CCGAGUACAAGUCUCAUUCAUUCAACCUGUACUGAACAUUUUACAGUUUAUAUAGGCGAAAAUGGAAAAACUAGCUUUCGUGAUUCUUAUGUUCGUCGUUGGGACGAUCGGAAUGCGCGGAGCUGAAGACGUGGAAGCGGCUUGGGAGAAAUACUUGACCGAAUUCCCAAUGGGCAUUCAAACGAAAGCUGAAUAUGGAAAACGUAAGUCGAAUUUCGAGAAGAUUCACGCCAUCAUUGAAGAGCAUAACGCAGAUGAGAACGCUACGUACACUAUGGCGCAUAAUCAGUUCUCUAUUAUGGAUUCAGAAGAAAGAAAACAAUACCUGUUGCAAAACCUUGCUUCCACGAAAUCUCUUUAUGAAGAGCUGGGCUUCGAGGCUGUCGAGGAUAAUGACGAUUCAACGAUGCGCCAACUUCCACAGUUCAUUGAUCACCGAAAAGACAGAUGUAUGCAGCCAGUUAAAAACCAAGGUGGAUGUGGAUCCUGUUCCGCGUUUGCAGCUACGGCUGUAGUUGAGUUCGCUAAUUGUGUCAAAAAUGGAGCACCUGUAUCCCUCAGUGAACAACAAAUCGUGGAUUGCGACUUCCCCGAUAGGGAAUGCGGAGGUGGCUCUUACCACGAGUACUGGAAGUCCUUGAUCAAAGCAGGUGGUCAAGCCACUUCCGCCGCCUAUCCGUACAUUUCGGGAGAAACGAAAAAGAGAGGCCCAGCCUGUCUGAACAAGCCGAAAGGAGCUAAACUGGCUGCGAGAAAUCCGAUUGUUGCUCUGAAAGAAAGAGAUGAAAAUGGCGUGAUGAAGUUGUUGUCCCAAAGGAAACUCGUGGCUGUUUGCAUCGAAGUUACGGACAAGUUCAUGAACUACAAGACCGGUGUUUACACAACCCCAUGCAAAGGUGACGAAGGUCUCCACGCCGUCGCAGCUGUUGGUUAUGGCACUUACAGAAACAUUAAAUACUGGGCCAUUCGCAAUUCGUGGUCUGCUGAUUAUGGCAAUAAGGGAUACGUCCUGUUUCAGAGAGGCAUCAACCUGUGCGGUGUCGAAAGAGACUUGGCCACUGUUAACGUUGCCUAAACCGAAGUCAUUCAAAGCUGAUAUUUAUCUUUUAAUCUGAAAAUUUGAUGAGUUAUAAUACAAUAAUCAAGCACCAA
Messenger RNA from Daphnia carinata, 1152 nucleotides. RefSeq lists its product as uncharacterized. Gene Ontology annotation, cellular component: lysosome. Gene Ontology annotation, molecular function: cysteine-type endopeptidase activity. NCBI's taxonomy places the organism in Eukaryota, Metazoa, Arthropoda, Branchiopoda, Diplostraca, Daphniidae. The transcript has 8 exons. The record is from RefSeq and is a predicted model, not a curated record. The coding region runs from base 62 to 1075 and encodes 337 amino acids.